Messenger RNA from Anopheles coustani, 1482 nucleotides. Its product is annotated as protein disconnected-like. The transcript is spliced from 2 exons. The record is from RefSeq and is a predicted model, not a curated record. The coding region runs from base 1 to 1482 and encodes 493 amino acids. NCBI's taxonomy places the organism in Eukaryota, Metazoa, Arthropoda, Insecta, Diptera, Culicidae.
AUGGAGUCCAAGACGGAAGUGCGCUCGAAGCCGAUCCUCAGCCCGACGCGCUCGCUCGACGAAGGCUUCGAGAGUGACCCGGACCGAAUUUCGACCGAUUCGGAGCUCGCGACCGCCCAGCCGACGCCGGCCUUCGACGUCCUGCAGCGGACCGAUCGCGAUGGCGUCCAGCACACACAGAUCGCCCGGCGGUCCGGCACGAGCGGAGGCGCGGAAAGCAGCCCGCUGCCGGCCAAGGACAGUGGCCCCGAGAGCAUCAUCUGCCUGGAGGGCGAAAUCGAGAAGGAGCUGCGUACCAAACUCGAGAAGACGAGCCUCGGCCGUCCCCCGACGGGUCUGCCGAAGGUGGCCGGUUCGGCCCCUUCCGGUCAGCAGAUGCGCUACCGGAGGAUUAAGACGCGCGCACCUCCACCCCCGAUCGGCUCGUACUACUACCAGAAGCGGUCCGCCUCGGUGGACAGUGUCAAUCGGGGCGCGGGGAGCGGGACCGGCAGCAUGGGACCGGCCAGCCUGUACAAUCUCGGCCACACGGAGCACGGCAGUUCGGUGAACCUGCACCUCGAUCUGGCCGCCUCCGGUCCCGCCAGCGUCUCCGUGGCGCCACCGGGACACGAUGUCCUCGCCGGGCGCUUCGUGCGCGUCACGGUCGACCCACGACACCACCAGCCACCGCUCGCCUCGCUCAACCAGUACCGGCUGGCGUCACUCUCCACGAACAACAUCUACAAAUAUUCUCACGCACCGACGUCCCUGGCCGGUCACUACCACCACCACCACCAACAGCAGCAGCAGCAGCAACAACAGCAGCAUCUACAUCCACACCACCCACUGUCCCAUCCACUUUCCCAUCACCAUCCAUUCCACCACCAUCACCAUCAUCAGCAGCAGCAGCAUCAGCAGCAACAGCAGCAACAACAGCAUCACCUCCACCAGGCGCAGCCACAUUCCCUGCAUCACCAUCUCAGCUACAUCCCGACGCCGGUUUCGGCCAGCUCGGGCUCCGGCGGCAGUAGCAAUCGCAACCAUUUAUACUCAUUACCACCACAAUACGGAUUAACGGCGACCAUGGCAUCCGGCGCAUCCGCACAGUGCGCCGCCGCCGCAAAUUCCGCCUCCCAGCAAAACGCAGCCGCAGCAUCGGCGGCGGCGGCAUCGGGCGCGGUAGCGGGAUCGCCCGCCGGAGCAGCGGGCAGGAAUUAUCAACAUUUCAAUCAUGUUCCGGUUUGCUGGACCCAAUCGAUACCCAGACAAACGCGAAGAUACAUCACCCCCACGACGCUGCCGCAGGUGAUUGCACCGUCGAGCAAGCCGACCGGCACCGGCAUAUCGCAGAAGCUGCGCGACCUGGCGACCUCGGCCGGUUUGCUGACAGCCAAACCGCGGCCUCCGCUGAAACCGGUCAUCAAGACGCGCGGCUCCAACAGUACCGAGUUCCCGAAAAAAGUCACGUUCAGUGCUUUUGCAACCGUGCAGGUUGUUUGA